Molecule: messenger RNA, 1190 nt
Organism: Salmo salar (Atlantic salmon)
Lineage: Eukaryota; Metazoa; Chordata; Actinopteri; Salmoniformes; Salmonidae
Product: deoxycytidylate deaminase
Cellular component (GO): cytoplasm
Molecular function (GO): zinc ion binding; dCMP deaminase activity
Source: RefSeq, a predicted model, not a curated record
GGACGUUAAAUGGCUCACUCGGUCCACGACGUUAUGUUAUUAUAUUUUCAACCUUGAAAUACGGGGAAACGUUAUUAAUCAGUGGCUGAAAUUAGGCGCUAGGUGAUAUUCACUUCCAGACUUGGAGAGCGCUCAACGCGUUGUAGAACAGCCCUCUGAAUAACAAGGCGUGGGUUUGGUUCAACUGUGUUGGGAAAAAGAAAGGCGACCUACGCAUCAUCUGUACAGUAUCAGCUUGGCAGCUUGCUAGCACAGAAGCAAAGAUGAGCCAAGAAAUUAAGAACGAGGCAUCCCAACUGAAUGGGACCCCGGCCUCUGAUUCUGCUCAGACGAAAAAGCGUGAGGACUACCUGGAGUGGCCUGACUAUUUCAUGGCCGUAGCCUUCCUGUCAGCUCAGAGAAGCAAGGAUCCCAGCUCACAGGUUGGAGCAUGUAUUGUUAACCGGGAGAAUAAGAUAGUGGGCAUCGGCUACAACGGCAUGCCCAACGGCUGUGAUGAUGACCUGCUGCCCUGGUCCUGCUCUGCCAACGACAGACUGGAUACCAAAUAUCCCUACGUGUGCCAUGCGGAGCUGAAUGCUAUCAUGAAUAAGAACUCAGCGGACGUGAAGGGCUGUUCCAUGUACGUGGCUCUGUUCCCCUGCAACGAGUGUGCCAAGCUCAUCAUCCAAGCAGGUAUAAAGGAUGUGAUUUAUUUGUCAGACAAGUACCACGACAUCCCUGAAAUGACUGCCUCCAGACGGCUGCUUAACUUGGCAGGGAUCGAAUACAAGCAGUUCAAGCCCAAGCGAAACAAGAUUGUCAUCGAUUUUAAUUCUAUUAACCACUCUGAGAUGUUCAACGGAACAGGCUGAAUACACUCACCUUGAGAAAGAAAGAAGAGGGAAAGAAAGAGUGGGUGCUUUGAUGUCUACGUCUCCCCAAACAACCUACCACGACCAGAGGAACUCAAGGAUAUCUCUACUGUAAAUGUUAAAUCAUAUAAACAUUCAUUGUAAAGAUUUUGUUUGUCUUUUUCAGUGCGAAACCUUUUUUUUUUUAUAUAGUCAGGAUACUAUUCCAAUCGUCACUGUUUUAGUCAUUCUAAAUGUUAGACAAUGUCACAAAUGGUGGGAGUACUGAAACACUAAACACAUUGUGUGCUGCACAUGCAAUGUCAAUCAAAUAAACUGAGCAAUGUUUUACAAUCA